AUGAUCAGGAAUACAAACACAGCGAACUCACAUCAAUAUCGAUCCGUAGAAGAGGCAUGUGAAUCGUCUCGUUCGACAGGGGAGUUUUCCUCUACGCAAAGCUUGGAUUCUGCGAUCCCAAUGGAACGAUUUCCCGAACCGCCGAAUUUCAUGGAGAGUCGACAGCAAAGGCGAGCAGUGAUUCUGUUCUCAAUCACCUCGAUGCUUCUAUUUGCGGACCAAAAUCUAAUGUCACCAAAUUUGACUGCAAUUGCGGAAGAUUUCGGCUUCAAUGAAGAGGAACGGGACAGAAAGCUUGGGGGUGACAUCAGUCUUGCAUUCUUUCUUCUCGGUGCUCCUGCUUCAUUUGUGAUUGGAUAUUUGGCCGAUACUGCCGACCGAUCUUUAAUUUUUGCCUGGACUGUGCUUAUUGGUGAAGGCGCCUGCUUCCUGACUUACUGGACGACGACAUAUCAAUCUCUGUACAUAUGCAGAGCUAUCACUGGAUUUUCGGUCGGAGGUGCUCUGCCCCUUAUAUAUUCCAUCCUUGGAGACUUGUUCGCAGCUGAAGAUCGCCAUCGAGUCAGUGCGAUAGUCAGUUUUGGAUGUGGUGCUGGAAUUUCUGUAGGACAAGCUAUUGCUGGAUACAUUGGGCCUACUUUUGGUUGGAGGCUGCCAUUUCUGUUAGUGAGCAUCCCUGCAGUCCUCCUGGGGUUUGCUGUCCUUUGGUUUGUUGAAGAUCCCCCGAGGGGACAAAUGGAACAAGCAGUUCUGAAAAAAAACCUGGAAGAUGGCAUUGCACUUGUAUCAGUGCCUUCAGAGUCGAAUGUUGCGCUUCGUGAAGAUUCGGACGAAAAGGCAACCGUUUCUGGGAGGGGUGGUCCAACAACAACUGAUAUGACACCGGAUACUUUCUUGGACGAUGAAAUAGCACAAGCUAGUCGCACUUGGGUGUACUAUUUUCGAACCCUCCAAACUCUGUUGUCGACUCCAACAAUGGGUAAGCAUUACGCAGUAGAUGGCAGCACGGUCUUACAGUCUCUUGAACUAUUCGUCCUCAACGUAGUGUUCCUUGUCUCCUCAGUACUGGCUCUCAUUCAAGGCGCAACUGGUUGUGUACCUUGGGGAAUUUUAAAUGUCUAUCUCACCGACUAUUUAUCGGAAGAUAGGGGAUUUUCGGUGGAAGUUGCUACUACCGUUCUCAUGUGUUUUGGGGUUGGGAAUACCUUAGGCUUGGUGCUUGGCGGGUCAUAUGGAAGUCACCUCUACAAGAUCGACAACAGAUAUCCCGCACUACUAGCAGGAUCUAUGGCGGUCCUGGGUUGUAUUCCAUUUUGGCUCUUGAUAAAUAACGUGGAUUCGUCAACACCUUUUUGGUUGGUGGUUCUGAUUGCGGGAUUGGCAGGAUUUGGAACAGGCCCCACGGGGGCAAUUGUGAAGGCAACUGUGACAAACAUAUCCCUCCCAAGGACACGAGGUCAGGCCUUUGCGCUCUUCACUUUAACAGAUGACUUCGGGAAAGGGCUCGGACCCUACUUUGUAUCGGUUCUAAUUGUCAGAAUGGGAGGCCGACUGGCAGCCUUCAACGUCGGGUUGAUGGGGUGGAUAGUUUGCGGAAUAUUCAAUUUGGCAAUGUACUUUACAGUAGCCAAAGACGAGGCGUGGAUACAAGCCGAGGUUGCUGCUGGAGUGUAA
Molecule: messenger RNA, 1674 nt
Organism: Cylindrotheca closterium
Lineage: Eukaryota; Bacillariophyta; Bacillariophyceae; Bacillariales; Bacillariaceae
Source: the annotation of a GenBank genome assembly